CCAACGUAGACUGGGCUACCGCCACGUGCCACUGCCACCGUGGCACGACCUACCGGCUUCGCUUCUGCUUCGUUUCGUCCGCACGCCGUCUCCGUCUUCCCCAUCUCGCGCUGCGCUACUGCCGCGGCUGUCCCGAGUCCCGACCACCGUCCUCCGCUCCCCGCCCUUCCUCUUCUCCUCCCGCGAUGGAGACCUGCCCCUCGGUGAAGAACAUCCUCUUGCUGGACUCCGAGGGGAAGCGCGUCGCCGUGAAGUACUACAGCGAUGACUGGCCUACUCUCUCCGCGAAGCUGGCCUUCGAGAAGUCGGUCUUUGCCAAAACCCAGAAAGCGAAUGCUGGAACGGAAGCUGAGAUUGUAAUGUUUGAUGGUCAAAUUGUGGUAUACAAGUUCAUCCAAGACCUGCAUUUCUUUGUUACUGGAGGAGAAGAGGAGAAUGAGCUUAUUUUAGCAUCAGUUCUUCAGGGAUUCUCUGAUGCUGUCGAACGACUUCUCAAAAACAUGGUUGACAAAAGGACAGCACUUGAGAAUUUGGACCUGAUCCUGUUGUGUCUUGAUGAAAUUGUUGAUGGAGGGAUUGUACUUGAAACAGAAGGAAGAGAGAUAGCUGAAAAGGUGUCUGGUCAUGGAUUGGAGGGUGCUUCAUCAGCUGAGCAGACUCUAGUGAAUGCCCUAACGCAAGCAAGAGAACAUUUCGCGAAGUCUCUUCUCAUGUGAUGCUGUGCUUUAUACUUUGGGGUGACGAUGGAGUAUCAAUUAUUGUGUCUGGACAACAUAUUCUUUUUGUUAGCAACGGAGAAAGAAAAAUGUCUGAAAUCUAUGAAUGUGUAGAAUGGCAUGGUGUUCCUGAAAUUCUCAUGUUCAUUUGUAAGCUUUCAAAGUUGUGUAGCAUGAAUAUUCUAAUUUUGACUGGCUCAGUUAUUGGUCGUUUUGUUUAACCUGUUCCUGUUGGAAACGGUAAAAAUAACAUGCUUGUGGA
Messenger RNA from Sorghum bicolor (sorghum), 978 nucleotides. RefSeq names its product coatomer subunit zeta-1. The transcript is spliced from 6 exons. Gene Ontology annotation, biological process: intracellular protein transport; intra-Golgi vesicle-mediated transport; retrograde vesicle-mediated transport, Golgi to endoplasmic reticulum. The record is from RefSeq and is a predicted model, not a curated record. Gene Ontology annotation, cellular component: COPI vesicle coat. The coding region runs from base 186 to 716 and encodes 176 amino acids. Lineage: Eukaryota; Viridiplantae; Streptophyta; Magnoliopsida; Poales; Poaceae.